Messenger RNA from Psammomys obesus (fat sand rat), 993 nucleotides. RefSeq names its product epoxide hydrolase 1-like. The record is from RefSeq and is a predicted model, not a curated record. Gene Ontology annotation, molecular function: epoxide hydrolase activity. The transcript has 8 exons. Gene Ontology annotation, biological process: epoxide metabolic process; arachidonate metabolic process. The coding region runs from base 1 to 993 and encodes 330 amino acids. NCBI's taxonomy places the organism in Eukaryota, Metazoa, Chordata, Mammalia, Rodentia, Muridae.
AUGGAAGAUGGAGAGCUAGGCCACAAGGCAGGUCUCCCAGGAGUCACGUGGCUGGAACUUCUACUGGUCUCAGUGCUGGGCCUUGUCAUCUACUGGUGUGUCUCCCGGGACAAGGAGGAAACGCUGCCACUUGCAGAUGGGUGGUGGGGCCCAGGGUCAAAGCCCUCAGCCAGAGCAGACGGGAGCAUCCGGCCUUCCAAGGUGGAGAGAACAGACGCCCUGAUACACGACUUACACCAGAGGAUCGACGGGUUCCGGGCCUCCCCGCCUUUGGAGGGCAGCCGCUUCCACUACGGCUUCAAUGCCAACUACCUGAAGAGAGUGGUGUCCUACUGGAGGAACGAGUUUGACUGGAGGAAGCAGGUGGAGAUCCUCAACCAGUACCCUCACUUCAAGACCAAGAUUGAAGGGCAGAAAGCUCCGGGGAAAUCUGUUUGUAACCCUGAGAAAUGUCACAUUCUUCCGCGACAACUGAGAUUCAUCAGCAACUCGCUGGACUCCCAACUCCUGAGAGUGAAGUUCUCCCUGGACGACCUGCUGACUAACAUCAUGAUCUACUGGACGACAGGAACCAUUGUCUCCUCCCAGUGCUUCUGCAAGGAGAACAUGGGCCAGGUGUCGUGGUCCACAGGCACGAGGGAUAAAGGUUUUGUACCCACUGGCUAUUCCGCCUUUCCUUGUGAGAUACUGCAGCCCAGAAAAGUGGGUAAAGGCCAAGUACCCAAACUCAUCUGCUAUUCCUACGUGGAGUGUGGAGCCCACUUUGCUGCCUUUGAAGAGCCCAAGCUUCUGGCUCAGGACUUCUGCAAGUUCCCUGUCCCUGGCAGAGAGGCAGGAAUGUCCUCAGGGAUCAACCACAGCCUCAGCAGCAUCCCUGACUCCUCCCCAGUCUCCCCUGUGGGCAAGCAACCCCCUGCUGCCAAGACCCAAGGCAAGUUUAACCAUGAUUUUACUCUUCUAGUGCCUUCCUGCCCCCUGACUCCUAGCACUUAA